GCUAGUCCCCCUCACCUCUUACACUGUAGUUUCGCACGCUCCCACUUACUAUAGAGUCAGUUUAUCACUUCUAAAAACAAAUACCCACUUCCUGAUUUCUCUGUUUCUGUUUCAUUCUCUUAGAAUUCGGAUGAAACAUAGCAACAAUGGGGAUCUCCGACACUCCGUUUUCUCCACGUAAUCUCUUGUGCCAAGAAAACCCAGAUGCUUGCUUUAAAGAACAACAGCAAGAAGAAAAAGAGGAUGACCCAUGUUUGUUUCCAGAGAGUGAAGAUGAGUACUAUAUUCAAUGCUUGCUUCAGAGAGAAACUAUUGCUUUUGGAUCCAAAAGCUGCUGUGCUGGUUUCUCCAACACAACCUCAUCCUCGUUGAAGCGUGUUCGUUUGGAUUGCAUUGAGUGGAUUUUCAAUACUCGGGCAUCGUUGGAUUUCCGAUUCCUUACUGCUUAUUUGUCCGUGACUUACUUUGAUCGGUUUUUUUCAAAGAAACCCCUUGGUGAUUGGAUGAUUUGGGCUAUUCGAUUAUUAUCCCUGGCAUGUUUAUCUUUGGCAGCAAAAAUGGAGCAAUCUACAGUGACGCCACUAUCGGCAUAUAAGUUACAAGAAUAUGAUUUUAACAACCAGCAGAUUCAGAGAGCAGAGCUAUUGGUUUUGAGUACUUUGGAAUGGAAAAUGGGUUCAAUUACUCCUUUUUCUUAUAUGAAUUACUUCAUCAAUAAGUUCUGUGGGGAAUCUAAACCGGAAGGAUUGUGGUCUAGAGUUGCGGAACUUUUUAUGGCUGUCACAAAAGAGAUUAAUUUAAUGGAUCAUCGACCAUCUAUUAUAGCGGCAGCUGCAGUGUUAGUAGCAAUCGAUGCUCAACUAACAAAAGAAGCAGUGGAACUCAGGAUAAGACCGAUUGCAUUGUGGGGGUCUCAAGAAAAUGAACAUAUUUUUUCCUGUUACAAUAUGAUGCAGGACAUAGAGAAGCGAAUAGUUAAGACACCCGCAUCAGUCUUUCCCCCGCAUUCUGCUGCUGGCACUAGAAGAAGACUUAAUUUCAAUGAGCAACAUUGCCCGGUAAAGAGAAUCCACCGGUCAUAGAUAGCGAAAUUGAUCUUCCUAGCAAAAAUUGAUUUGUGUUUUUUUGAUUGCUUUAUAGGGAUGUUUAGACUGAGAGUUGAUUCUUGAUAUUAGAUUGUAUACAAGUGUCAUGAGUGUUUCUACCAACUCAUGGUAUGAUUUGGAAUCGAUGAUUGGGAUUCCAUUUUCCAACAAAAAAAAAAAAAUUACCCAACAAAAGUUUUUGCCAGUGACAAAAGAAGAUAGAGAAAAAGAGAAGUAAAUACAUAAAAAGAAAUAACUUUAGCCUAUACAGUAAGAAGUGAGAAGCUGACUGUGAAGUGUGAAUGUCCAGAGGCCAUUAAGGAUGAAGUGAAGACCAAGAGAGUGCCAGAAGGCCAUUGAAGACUGUUUGCCUAUAGUGAUUCUCAGUAGUGUUUGCUUUCUUGAAUGUUAUACCACUUUCUUGCCAACUUUUUUUUUUCAAUUGGUUGUAUUUUUUUUUCCACUCUUUUCUCCCUUUUUUGUUAUGACAGGAAAUUUUUUUUGUAUACAUCACUUGCCACCCUACCUUUUGAUGGGGGGCUCGGGAUGCUCCUAUGUCUUUCAAAAGGCUAAAAGCCAUAAGGAAUGAGGAAUUGUUUUUGGUUGAUUUG
Messenger RNA from Quercus lobata, 1696 nucleotides. RefSeq names its product cyclin-D5-1-like. The coding region runs from base 147 to 1082 and encodes 311 amino acids. The transcript has 5 exons. NCBI's taxonomy places the organism in Eukaryota, Viridiplantae, Streptophyta, Magnoliopsida, Fagales, Fagaceae. The record is from RefSeq and is a predicted model, not a curated record.